CGCCCGAUUCCUUCUACCUUCUGAACCUAGCAGAAAAUGGGAAUCUUAACUGGGCUAGUGUUUCUAGUUUUGCUUUUCCAAGGAAGGUAUACACACGGAUUUAUACUGGGAACAAAUGUUACUCAAGGAUCUUGCGAAGAUGCCACUCCGACAUGUGACCUGUUCGACAUAUGUCAACAGAAUGUGGAAAAAGCCAAGGAACUUUGCAGGAAGUAUUGCAACCUUUGCGACGUCAUUGAUGGCUCCUGGUCCGUUUGGGGAUCAUGGGGUCGGUGUGACGUCACGUGUGGUAACGGAACGAAGUCACGUGUAAGAUCAUGUAAUAACCCUGCCCCAGCACAUGGGGGAGACGAUUGCCAAGGCGCCAAAGAACAAACAAGCACCUGUGUGGUAAAUCCGUGUCCAGUCAACGGAGGAUGGAGUGGAUGGUCUUUAUGGGGCUCCUGUAGCUCUUCUUGUGGAAUAGGAAUGCAACGGCGAGACCGCACCUGUGACAACCCUUUGUCAUCUAAGGACGGCAACCCAUGCUUCGGAGAUAGUGUUGACAACCGCAUAUGUACAGAUGUUCAGUGUCCAGUUGGUUGGAACUCUUGGUCGGGUUGGACUUCAUGUAGCGUUACGUGUGGAACAGGUCUGCAGAGAAGGUACAGGUCAUGCCAGAAUCCGAUGACUUCCCUAAUUAACGACAGCUGUUCUGGAGACCCAACUCAGUUUCAAACAUGCACGGACAAAGCAUGCUCAUCAGCGUUUACGGCGACCGGAUAUGCACCUUACGGAUAUGACUCGAUCCGAUUUCCUUCCGUGAUCCUGAAUGAAGGCAACGACUACAACAGCGCUACAGGCGUGUUCACCUGCCGUGUACCAGGAUUGUACAUAGUCACUGCCACCAUUGGGAAUUUUUUUGGAUGGAAUGUGGAUUAUGUAGCAUGCUACAUACAACUGAACGGGAGCAAUAAGUUACGCCUCUACCAUGAUCCGCAAGGUGAUGACCUUGAUGGUUAUACAUCCUCCUCCACAGGAACAUUUCGUCUGCAAGUAAACGAUCGGAUCAGCGUUGGUAGCUGUUCAUCCAGAGAGUUUAUUUAUAAUUCAACAAUGACUUCAUUUUCUGCGGUGCUUAUUCGUCCUGACCAGAUAUAAUUCUAUACAUAAGAUGAAAAAAAACACAAACAUGUAGCAGUAUAUACAUAUAUAUUUCAUCUAAUAUAUAGAUAGAUAGAUAGAUAGAUAGAUAGAUAGAUAGAUAGAUUUAUUACAGCAUAAAAUGUACAUAGCAUGGAAUUAAACACAUGACUAUAUAUCUAAUAUAUAGUAUCCAAGUUGAUAAUAAAGAGAGUAAUGACCAAAUUGUAUUACGCCGUGCUCCAUAUGCAAAACAUCGUUUUCGUGCAAAUGAGUUACACAUGAGUGGUUCAGUAAAAUAAAUGUCUAUAUAGUGUUUUCGGUCGAUAUAUAUAGUCGAUCAUUGCUGUCAUACUGAACAAUACAGUUUGAUUAUGUUUUUAAUGAAAAUACUAAAAGCUGCACUCUUACAGAUUAAAGGUUUUGACAACUUUUUUUUGUCUUGGAACGAGCCAAUUUUUGCAAAAAUGAUCCUUGGAAACCAGUUAUAUAAGA
This is a messenger RNA of Mya arenaria, 1617 nucleotides long. RefSeq names its product coadhesin-like. Bases 37 to 1140 code for a protein of 367 amino acids. Lineage: Eukaryota; Metazoa; Mollusca; Bivalvia; Myida; Myidae. The transcript has 7 exons. The record is from RefSeq and is a predicted model, not a curated record. Gene Ontology annotation, molecular function: protein binding.